AACUCAUUAGAUUAUGCUGACGUCAAUGCCAUACCCUCUCUUGAGACCAGGCCCAUAUCAUAUAUUAAAAUUAUGAUCAUGUGGCAAAAUUUCGGAGAAAACACAACAAGCAUUCUAACAUGCUAUACCUUUCCAAACUAUAUCAUUUGGAAUGAGAUGACUGACUCAUAGCAAACAAUAAGGGGAUGGAGUACAGAAAAAGCAGCGCAGACUCAUUCACAUCCAAACAUAAAUACGCGCGUCAAAAUACAAUACAAAAAGGAUGCCAAUAUCAAAAUAGCUUCAUUCUUGGAAUGCAUUUUGCAUUCGAGACAUUUGUUUUGGUUGUUAGUAAACAAAUAAAUGUGUGGCGACGGUAGCAGUCGUUUAGGGUGGAUUUUUGUUUUAUUUUUAACUUUUCAACCACAUUUUUGUCGCUUCGUGUGGAAAAUUGUAGCAAACAAAAAAGAAUCGAUUUAAUUGUGUCGCCUGAUUGACUCCAUUUAAAGCGAUUGAUAUGGAGUGAAUAAAGCGAUUUUCAUCCAGUCAUCAAGUCAAACAUUCAAUCAAAAGUUGUGUUCAUGUGGUUAGUGUGAUAUUGAAAUUAAGUGGAAAAGUUUACAUUUUUUGAUUUUGUGAAAUUAGAUUCUUGCAAAACAGAGGGAAAAGUUUUUUUUGGUGAAAAAUGUUAGCCGUUCACAUCAAUGUCUCCCAUGUACGAAGGUAUCGACGACGCAAGGUAAGUCCGGAGCGAACGAAAAAUUCUUUGGAGUAUUUGACAAAUGAACAGCUUGCAGUCUACUUUGAAGAACAAUCGAAAAGUAAUUUGCCCACUUCACGGAUUGAAUUGACCAUCAACUGCAAGGAUCUGUUCACAACGCAUAUUAUUCGAAACAAAACCGACCCGUACUGCGUUGUGAUGAUGAAACGAGAAUGGCAGAAGAAUUACAAAGAAAUCGCACACACGGAAACCAUCAAAAACACCCGUAAUCCCAAUUGGACAAAGAAAAUUCAUUUGGACUACAACUUUGAGAUAAUUCAAAACAUUCGAUUUGAAAUCCGAGACAAAGGUUUAAAAGCGGGCGAUUUCUUGGGGCGAUAUGAUACUCAACUGAGUAAAUUGGUAUCUUGCUAUGGCAGUCAAACGGUUGGAAAACUCGCUUGCAGCAUCGACGGGAUUGGUUACAAUGAUUGUGGCGAAAUUAUUAUUGUCGCCGAAGAAGUGCCAAGUUCCAAACAAACUGCAGAGAUUCAAUUGCGAGCGGAAAAAUUGCCAAAAGCUUGGCUCCGCAGUCACAAACCAUUUCUUCUCAUUUCAAGAUCGAAUGAAGAUAGCUCAUAUUCGGUUGUUACAAACACUGAACCAGUACAUUCGGCCAAAAAUCCCAUAUGGGAACCUUUUUCGAUACCAGUUGGCAUUCUGUGCGGAGGUGACUUUGAUCGUUGUUUCAAAAUCGAUUGCUACAACUACCGCGAUGAUGAUAAACAUAAAUUGAUUGGAACGUGUUAUGCAUCGCUGCAAAAUCUGAAAACAAUGUGUUUAAAUGGAGAGUCGCGGAGUUUGGUGAAUGAAAAGAAACAAAAAACAAGACCAGACUACGUUCCAACAGGUGUGUUGAAGGUGGAAAAGAUGAAUAUAUUUGAAGACAUUACAUUUUUGGACUACAUUCGCAAUGGAACCCAAAUGCAUUUUGCUGUCGCCAUUGAUUUCACUGCAUCGAACGGUGUUUAUACCGAUCCGAAAUCAUUGCACUAUUUGAGCGAAAAUCGAUUGAACAAUUAUGAGGUUGCUUUGAAGGGAGUUGGCGAUAUCAUACAGCAGUACGAUAGCACUCGGCUAUUUCCAGCAUUUGGUUUCGGUGCAAAGCUACCGCCAGAUCAGCAUGUUUCGUUCCAGUUUCCUCUGAAUGGCAAUCCGUUGCAUCCGUACUGCACCAAUAUCGAAGAGAUUCUAAAACAUUAUCGCGACCAACUGAAAGCCGUAGAGCUUUAUGGACCAACAAACUUCGCUCCGGUGAUUAAUGACACCAUUAAUAUUGCAAGCCAGUACCAAGAUGGAAAACACUAUUUUGUCCUCUUGAUAAUCACAGACGGCAUUAUUUCUGAUAUGCAUUUGACAAAACGAGCCAUUAUCGAGGCAUCGAAACUUCCUAUAUCGAUCAUCAUUGUGGGUGUUGGUGAUGCAGACUUUGAAGCAAUGGAAGUACUAGACUCAGAUAACAUUCGUCUAACUGUGGAUGGUCACACUGCCGAACGGGAUAUCGUACAGUUUGUGCCGUUGAAUAAUUUCUUAUCGAAAGACGGCGAAUACAUCAAAUCACAAGCCAGUUUGGCAGCAGAAGUUUUGAUCGAAAUCCCUGACCAAUUUCAAAGCUACAUGAUAUGGAGAGGAUUUAAACCGCAGACGGAUUCAGAUUUACCUGCUAACCCAUCGUCUAUAGUGCCAACGGCACCGAUAGCAGCGAGUUCCUAAAAAUAACAUUUUACACACAAAAAAUGAUGAAAAUAUUCACUCAAUUUUACC
Messenger RNA from Sitodiplosis mosellana (orange wheat blossom midge), 2503 nucleotides. Its product is annotated as copine-9-like. The record is from RefSeq and is a predicted model, not a curated record. Gene Ontology annotation, molecular function: calcium-dependent phospholipid binding. Gene Ontology annotation, biological process: cellular response to calcium ion. Gene Ontology annotation, cellular component: plasma membrane. NCBI's taxonomy places the organism in Eukaryota, Metazoa, Arthropoda, Insecta, Diptera, Cecidomyiidae. The coding region runs from base 665 to 2452 and encodes 595 amino acids. The transcript has 2 exons.